Molecule: messenger RNA, 3447 nt
Organism: Python bivittatus (Burmese python)
Lineage: Eukaryota; Metazoa; Chordata; Lepidosauria; Squamata; Pythonidae
Gene: SSBP3
Product: single stranded DNA binding protein 3
Biological process (GO): positive regulation of transcription by RNA polymerase II
Cellular component (GO): nucleus
Molecular function (GO): protein binding; single-stranded DNA binding
Source: RefSeq, a predicted model, not a curated record
GCCGCGUUCUAUCCCUAGUGUAGCCACGUUCGGUUGAGCCGGGGGCAGCCGCGGUGGCGGCAGCGGUAGGAGCAGCUGGGAAAGAAGCAGGAGCCGAGGACAGGGGCAGGGCGAUGGGGUCGCGGCCGGGGCUUUGACAGCUGCAACCAGGACGAGCGGUGCACCGACAGCGGAAGCCGAGCCAGCUCCAGCGGAGGAAAGGCGCGAGGUUUGGGAGACGGGAAAGCAUCGGAGAAUUUCAGGCAGCGGCAGCAGCUUUAGUUUCGCCUCUUUCUUACUGCGGACCAUGUUCGCGAAAGGCAAAGGCUCGGCGGUGCCCUCGGAUGGGCAGGCUCGGGAAAAGUUAGCUUUGUAUGUCUAUGAAUACUUGCUGCACGUAGGAGCACAGAAAUCAGCACAGACGUUUUUAUCAGAGAUCCGAUGGGAAAAAAACAUCACACUAGGAGAGCCUCCUGGGUUUUUACAUUCAUGGUGGUGUGUAUUUUGGGACCUUUACUGUGCAGCUCCUGAAAGGCGAGAUACUUGUGAACACUCAAGUGAAGCAAAAGCCUUUCAUGAUUACAGUGCAGCUGCAGCGCCAAGUCCAGUACUUGGAAACAUUCCUCCAAAUGAUGGAAUGCCAGGAGGACCCAUUCCUCCUGGUUUCUUUCAGGGACCGCCUGGCUCUCAGCCCUCGCCACACGCACAGCCUCCACCUCACAAUCCCAACAGCAUGAUGGGACCCCACAGUCAGCCUUUUAUGUCACCAAGAUACGCAGGAGGCCCACGGCCCCCCAUUAGAAUGGGAAACCAGCCUCCAGGAGGUGUUCCUGGUACACAGCCAUUGCUGCCCAACUCCAUGGACCCUACACGACAACAAGGGCAUCCCAACAUGGGUGGGCCAAUGCAAAGGAUGAAUCCUCCUCGAGGCAUGGGACCUAUGGGCCCAGGUCCACAGACUGAUCCUUGGUUAUCAUUGCAGAACUAUGGCGGCGGAAUGAGACCUCCACCCAACUCUCUAGGGCCUGGCAUGCCUGGGAUUAACAUGGGUCCAGGAGCUGGUAGACCAUGGCCCAACCCCAACAGCGCUAACUCAAUUCCAUAUUCUUCUUCAUCACCUGGUACAUAUGUGGGGCCCCCUGGUGGCGGAGGUCCUCCUGGAACACCCAUCAUGCCUAGCCCUGCAGAUUCGACAAAUUCAAGUGACAACAUCUACACAAUGAUUAAUCCUGUACCGCCUGGAGGCAGUCGGUCGAAUUUCCCAAUGGGGCCUGGAUCAGAUGGCCCAAUGGGAGGCAUGGGUGGGAUGGAGCCCCAUCACAUGAAUGGCUCAUUAGGGUCAGGAGACAUUGAUGGACUUCCAAAAAAUUCUCCAAACAACAUAAGUGGCAUUAGCAAUCCUCCGGGCACUCCACGAGAUGAUGGUGAACUGGGAGGCAACUUCCUCCAUUCCUUCCAAAAUGACAACUAUUCUCCCAGCAUGACAAUGAGUGUGUGAUUUCCCUCUUCCCUCACCCCACAUCCUCUUCUCCAGGAUAAAGAAAAAGUCGGCUGCCCUUUGGAGGAUCUCAAGAAAUUAUGCAAGAAGAGAAGCUAGGUGUGUUUGGCAGGGAGACAUUCAGAGCCGGGGAUCCAGCCCUAAUUUUUAGUUUCAUGCAAUAAAAAGGCUGAACUUUUUAUUCCAUAAAACAAUGAAGGACAAAUCUUUAAAAUAUUUCAAGACAUGACAAGAUCCUUCUUCUGCAGAAGGAUUUAUUAUAUGUAUAUGACACUUAUUUUGUUGUUCAUUUUUUGGAAACAAACGGAAGCCUCUAGCACCCAAUUCCAGCCUCCUUUGCUUGAUUAUUCUUUUAAACCUCUUGUAUGUUUGUGCUGUGCUACGCAAGGAAGCUAGUCUAGAUAUGAAAUCUCAUGUUGUCUCUGUAGCCAUUAAAAAAUAAUAAUAAAACUGGACAGUUUUUUAUAAAUUGGUGGGUUUUGUUCAGAAGACCUUUCCCCCUACUUCCCCUCCCCUUGGUGUCUUGCAGCACAACACUUCCUUCAGCAAGAAGAUCUGAGUGGAAAAGAUUUCCCCUGCCUCAGUUGUAAUGCAGCUGGCUCCCUUGUAGGAUCACAUCCUCCAAAAGUUUAAUUGUGAUCUUGGGUAUAUCUGUGACUGUGGCAUGCACUGUUUUAGCCCCCUUGCUUGUCUUUCUCCCAGAAAUACUGUUAUGAAUUGCCCUUUUGCAGAACUUGGAAAAUGUCAGAAUUCCUGGGGGGGGGCGGUAUUGAGGGUUAGGUUACUUGGGAUUUUUUUUAAGUUGGGAUGGUGUCGGUCUACCAGAAAUAAAAAGAAAAGGCAUUAAAAACUUGACCUAGGACUCAAAAACUGUGAGUGCAAACUUCUUAACAUCUGCUUUGUUUUCAUUUUUGUUUUGGGUUUGGGUUUUCUAAUGAAAUGAUGUGAUCUUACUAGGGUUUCACUGUAUAUGCUCUGGAACUGGAUGGAGAUAUUUUUAAGUAAUUAUUGUUGUUAAACUGUAUACUUGCUAUUCUGUAGGCUCUCUCUCCCUCCCUCCUCCUCACUCUGUAAUUAAAAACAGAAUUAAAAAAAAAAAUUAAAUCUUACCUUCUCGUGGUAGAGGUGACUACAGAAAAGCAUAUCAUGUAUAGUGAAACUCGCAAGUCUUGAGAUCUCUGUACAUUACACUCCCUUGUAGCUGGUCUUUGUUUUAUAUAAAAGAAAAAAAAAACCUUCACUUCUGAUCUAUGUAUUUCAUAUUAUGUAAAAUAUUAUCUUCCCCUGGAUUUACCUACCUUUGUGCGGAUUCUUGAGAACAUUGUAUCUUGUUUCAGUGUUUUUUCUUACCUUGUAGUCUGGUUCUAAAAUUAAGCGAGGGAAAAGAAAAGUAAUUAUUAUACAUUGUAGUUUGUGUACGAUAUUUGUUGAUAAUGUUUUAUUAAAGGGAUGUCGUUUUUCCGCACCCCUUAAUGACAUUUUUUUUUUUUUACUUUUGCUUUUGUUUGGGGUUUUUUUUUUUUUUUGGUUUCUUUUUCUGUUUCUGUUCUGUUUUGUUUUGUUUUGGAAAACAUUGGCUUGUUUUUAUUCUAACUCUUGAAAAACAACUACUUGAAACCAUGUAAUUUUUAAGAAGACAAUGGUUUUUUAAAAAAGAAAUGCUUGCCCUUUUCUUAGGCAUUUUAAUUAUGUUUUUUCUGUAGAAAGAUGAUGGGGAUCGGGGUGGGCAAAUGAACAUUCUCACAGUUACAGUCAGGAUUAUAUUUAAAGAAAAAAAAAAUAAACCUUCAAAUGAAGAUUUGUCCCAUUCCUAAUGCAACAAUUUUUUUAAAGAGAUAACUGGCAAGUUUCAUUGUAUUAAAGUGAUGGCUAAAUUAUUGUCUUCGUUGAUUUGGGAUGGUUUUUAAAAGAUGAGUCAAGAUCUUUUCUCUUUUCCCCCAUGCUGUAAUAAAUAUAAACAGUUGAUUCCA